AUGGAGACCGAAGAGGUCUUCGCGUGUAAGUCGAUUCUGAAGAAGAAGAAGCUGAGGACUGUGGCGAGAGGGCAUUACACUGAGAGAGCUGCUGCUGUUGUCACUAAGACCAUCAUGGCAGUUGUUCAGUAUUCACAAGAGCGUACAAGCGACAAGAUAAGAGAGUUUGCAUCCAUUUACCGAAGUUUUACAUAUGUUACUGGAGCCAAUUACAAAAGAAACGUUUCAGAUGAAGAUAAGCAGCUUGAAGUGAAGAAGGAAGUUGAUGUGAAGCAAUAUUCAGGUGUUGAGCUAAUUAUCAAGUCUGGUUUUGGUUCUACUCUGCCUUCGAAAGAUGAUUUGAUUAGAACAUAUGAAAAAUUUGGAGCUUUGGACAAAGAGAGAAGCUGUACGUUCGAGAAUGACUCAUGUGCUCGCGUUAGCUUCUUGAAUGUAUCUGAAGGAGAAGAAGCCUUUUACGAGUCACUAGAGAAAUACCCGUUUGCUACUACUUCCACCGUUACAUUGAAGCUCAAGUAUCCUUCUUCUGAGAACAGAAAGGGGAUGAUGGAAAUGGAGUGGUUGAAAAAGAAGCUUGAAGAGAUGAGAGCUUUGCUGGAUGAAUCAGAGGGAGGAGAGAUUACGGAAGAGUUGAAGAUGAGACUUGAGGAAGAAUCAAGAAACUUGCUAGACAAGUCGCAGAAACGAGCUUGCGUUAAUUUUGAUGAGAUAUCUAGACCCGUGGAUUCGGGUUUGUCUCACAAGAACGCUUUGGAGCGUUGCGUCGAGCACUCUAAGGUGUGACCAGAUGAUUGCACCGAACUGUAAUUUUUUCGUGUAAGAAAGAAGAAUCUGUUGUUAGUCAUCAUUUUGAGCAACAGAAGAAGGAUGAGUCAGUGACCCAAGGAGUGGUGGUCCAUGGACAGCAGGAGAAACAAGCCUAUACUCAGGUAGAGAUUAUCAGCAACAGUAUGUGCCACGUGGAUCCCUCCAGAACCAGAGAUGUCAUCGAGGUGCUCGAAGAGGCUACUCCAAUGCCCGAGGAGGUCGAGCUGGUGAUGGUGGCUACUCGAAUGGGCGAUAUGAAUCUUAUGAUAAUUCCGGUGGAAACGGUUACCAGAGGA
Molecule: messenger RNA, 1103 nt
Organism: Brassica oleracea var. oleracea
Lineage: Eukaryota; Viridiplantae; Streptophyta; Magnoliopsida; Brassicales; Brassicaceae
Exons: 5
Coding region: 1-783 (260 amino acids)
Source: RefSeq, a predicted model, not a curated record